Messenger RNA from Rangifer tarandus platyrhynchus (Svalbard reindeer), 639 nucleotides. NCBI's taxonomy places the organism in Eukaryota, Metazoa, Chordata, Mammalia, Artiodactyla, Cervidae. The record is from the annotation of a GenBank genome assembly.
AUGGCGAAGCAGUACGAUGUGCUGUUCCGGCUGCUCCUGAUCGGGGACUCUGGGGUGGGCAAGACCUGCCUGCUCUGCCGCUUCACCGACAACGAGUUCCACUCCUCGCACAUCUCCACCAUCGGUGUUGACUUUAAGAUGAAGACCAUAGAGGUAGAUGGCAUCAAAGUGCGGAUACAGAUUUGGGACACGGCAGGGCAGGAGAGAUAUCAGACCAUCACAAAGCAGUACUAUCGACGGGCCCAGGGAAUAUUUUUAGUCUACGACAUUAGCAGCGAGCGCUCUUACCAGCACAUCAUGAAGUGGGUCAGUGAUGUGGACGAGUACGCACCAGAAGGUGUCCAGAAGAUACUUAUAGGGAACAAGGCUGAUGAAGAGCAGAAACGGCAGGUGGGAAGAGAACAAGGGCAGCAGCUGGCUAGAGAGUAUGGCAUGGACUUCUACGAAACAAGUGCCUGCACCAACCUCAACAUUAAAGAGUCCUUCACGCGCCUGACGGAGCUGGUGCUGCAAGCGCACAGGAAGGAGCUGGAAGGCCUGCGGACGCGUGCUGACCACGAGGUGGCCUUGGCAGAGCUGGAGGAGGAGGAAGGCAAACCCGAGGGCCCGGCAAACUCUUCCAAAACCUGCUGGUGCUGA